Messenger RNA from Letharia lupina, 597 nucleotides. RefSeq lists its product as uncharacterized. Bases 1 to 597 code for a protein of 198 amino acids. The record is from RefSeq and is a predicted model, not a curated record. Gene Ontology annotation, cellular component: mitochondrial outer membrane. The transcript is spliced from 2 exons. Gene Ontology annotation, molecular function: nascent polypeptide-associated complex binding. NCBI's taxonomy places the organism in Eukaryota, Fungi, Ascomycota, Lecanoromycetes, Lecanorales, Parmeliaceae.
AUGCCAAAUACUGACAUGCCAAACGGUAGCCGUGCGCCAGCACCCCCUUCUUUAAACUCCUCGUCUUCCUCCUUCACCAAUGUAGACUCACAGCAUCUUGAAUCAGAAGCCUCCGAGACCGCCGACCAAGCAAAGGAGAAGACCUCUGAAGCCGCCGAUAAAACCAAGCAAAAGUCCUCCGAAGCUGCCGAAACCACCAAAGAGAAAUCCUCCGACUACGCCCAGACCGCCAAAGAGAAGGCCAGAGAGGCAGCCGACUAUACCAAAGAGAAGUCUUCCGAUUUCGCAGACUCCGCAAGCAAGAACUACAGUUCGGCGAAGAAGAGUGCGGAGAAGAAUGCAAAGGAGGCCAAGAAGGAGAUUAAGAGUGCUGGACAGGACCUGAAUGAGAACAGGGACAAUCCAGUUGUCAUUGCCAACGGCGUGUUGAUAGUCGCUGGAAGCGCGGCAUUGGGAUAUGGAGCAUACACCAAGCAUGUGAAGGGAGAGCUAGAUUGGCAAAUCGCGGCCAUCACCGCUGGAGUCGUGGGCGUGUUGGCUGUGGGCGACUACUAUUUGAGCCAAUACCUGUUCAAGAACAAGUACCCCAAGAAGUAG